Messenger RNA from Nymphaea colorata (pocket water lily), 2079 nucleotides. RefSeq lists its product as uncharacterized. The coding region runs from base 93 to 1625 and encodes 510 amino acids. The record is from RefSeq and is a predicted model, not a curated record. The transcript is spliced from 10 exons. NCBI's taxonomy places the organism in Eukaryota, Viridiplantae, Streptophyta, Magnoliopsida, Nymphaeales, Nymphaeaceae.
GGCGUCGGAACUCCGGUGACACUGGAGACUUGGGACUCUCCCGCGCGUAAAUGUGAAGCACAGGCACUCGUGUGGGCCAAGUCGGCGCACCAAUGGCGUCUGCUGGUUUCUCCAUCGUCGUCUUCCUCUUCCUUUGUCUUGCUCCCUUGGGAUUGCUAGCCCUAGCAGACGACGAUAUCCAGGUUGUUGGCAUUAGCUUGGAGAACCCUACUGUUCUCUUGGUCCCAACUGGUCAGCCUAAAUUAUUGCCUGGUGGCAAAGCUGGUGCUUUCUCUGCAUGUAAGCGUGCCAAGGUCUCUGGAUUGUCAAGAACAAAUAUCAGAAGGUAUGCAAAUGCAUUCCACAUUGCGUUGAAGCCUUCAGAAGGAAUACCAGAAAAGAAUUAUGGAAAGAUUGGUGUAUGUCUUCACAGGAAUGCUUCUGUUGCUCAUUGUCAAUGCCCAGAAAAUGAAUGGAAGUCCAUCCAAGAUGGUUACUGGAGCACUUUUACAUCACCUUAUAGAGAAAUGUACAUAGAUGUCAAGUUCAUGGAUGGAUUAACAGGCUUUAUUACCAUUUCUCUUGAAGAAGUUGUACAGCAAUGGCGCUUGCUUUUCCUUGGUCUUGGGCUUGUCAUAUUGCUUUUGGCACCAGUGGCCAGCCAGUGGGUGCCGUUUUACUAUAGCACUUCAAUGUUCCUCGGAGUCUUGCUUGUCAUUCUAAUACUUCUCUUUCAGGGCAUGAAGUUGUUGCCAACUGGUAGAAAAAGUGCCUUUUACUUGGCUAUAUAUGGAUCUUUGGUUGGCAUUGGAUCUUAUAUUGCACAUUAUUUUUCCAUGGUUGUUAAUUCCAUCCUUGAGAGUUUUGGGCUCAGCCAAGAGAUGCAUAAUCCGGUAUCAUUGUUUGUAUUUGUGGGAAUUCUUCUCGCAGGAGCUGGAUUGGGUUAUUGGGGUGUGCGGAAAUUUGUUCUCUCAUCUGAUGGGAGUGUUGAUAUUGGUGUAGCUCAAUUUGUGAAAUGGGCAAUGCGAAUUAUUGGGGUGCUUUUUAUUUUUGAGAGUUCUUAUGAUACUCCUUUAGCACUUGCAGCUGUGGUUUCUUCUCUUGCUUUGUGCUUGAUUAUUUCAUCCAAGGCAAAGAAAGGGUCACAAGCACGGUUAGCAAAUCGCAGUCUGUGGCGCCCAGGAGUAAAACAUACAUCUCCAUAUCAAAAUCGAGCAGAAUUCCUCAGCAGGCCAUCAAAGCUGGGUUCAGGGGCUGGAAAAAGUGUGACACGAUUCAUCAGCCAUCAGGAGAGCAUGAAGUCUCCAUAUGCUUUGUCUGACUCUCCUGUUAAAGGGUUGAUAUCGUCAUCAUCAUCUAAGAGCACAAGUCUGGUCGAUUCCAGCUACUACUCCACUUUCCAUAAAACUCCAGCAAGGAAGAGGUUCUCAAAGAAAGAAUGGGAGGAUUUCACGCGUGAAUCAACAAGAGAAGCCAUGAGAGAGUGGGCUUCUUCACCGGAAUUUUCUGAAUGGAUCAUUGAGAAUGCAAAUCGAAUUCAAAUUAUGCCAGAGGACAGCCCAGAGGAGAGUGUAGGAAGCGGGUCAGAUUCAUCUGGAGAAACUGCAGUUAGCAAUAGUAGAGUUGGCUUGUUCAGAUGGCGCUAAGGCAGAAUGUGCAUGGCAGCUACACUAAAAUAGUAUGCAAGCCUGUGGCAGAGGGUGGCAACAUGGGUAUCGCCACAUCAUGUUUUUUGUUGGGAAUUAUCCAUGGUUUUACCAUGAAUAUCAUUACUCCUACCUGUUAAUGGGAUCAAACUCGUCCGACAUCUAAUGUACUUUCACUAACAUAGAAUGUAGAAUUCAGUUUAUGGGCUCAUGUUCUUGUACUCCACCAUUUUUCAUUUUAGGACCGUUGAAAGAGGAAGGUGCAUGUACUUGCGGACGGAAAAUUUUGAUAGGUUUGUUUUAUGGUAUGGGGAUCUAUAGAUGAUGUUUGUUUGAUUAGGUUCAUUAUUCUCGUUCUGAAGUAGAAGAAUUCAUCCUUUUUUUGUUUUUUGUUUUUUUUUUUUGUAAAUGCACGUGUAUAUUCCAUCAAAGAAACUGAUGAUAUUUUUUCUAA